CAACGAGACCGGCGGUAGAAGCACGCAGGGAGAUUCAAUUUUGGGCCGAAGGAGCUGUAAGCGAAGCGUGCCGAGACACCGUCGGACGCUGGUGGGGAGGAACGUUAACGAGACGAAAGGAAGCGAGAGCGAAUGAAGAUGUUGAAGCGGUCGGCGAGGACGAGUAAACGAGCUCAAAGUCAGAGCGGUUCGGGCAUGGCCACCGGAGGUGCCGGAGAGUCACUCGACUAGGUAGCUGCGAGGGAAGACCAAAGAGAAGGUUGACGGAUGUUGGGAGGGCUCUUGGUGGCGGUAGAGGCGCCCACAUGACCCGAAGAAGAUUCUAUCUAGGGUCCAAACUAAUGUAAUGUGCAGGUGUCCUGCUCACUCCCACACUUUGUACCAAGGUGUGACGUGCAGCGAGCGUAAAACGGACUACGCCUUCGAGAUGGCCAGUUCCAACAUUCGCUACGGAGAAGGAGUCAGCAGGGAAAUCGGCAUGGACCUCCAGAACUUGGGCGCCCGCAACGUCUGCGUGAUGACCGACAAGAACUUGUGCCGCCUGCCGCCCGUCAUGGCGGUCGUGGAGUCUUUGGCCAAUAGCGGCGUGCCGUUCAAGAUGUACAACAGCGUUCGCGUGGAGCCCACCGACGGCAGCUUCAAAGACGCCAUCGCCUUCGCCAAGAGGGGUGGAUUUGAUGCCUACGUGGCGGUGGGCGGGGGCUCCGUCAUCGACACGUGCAAGGCGGCCAAUCUGUACUCGUGCCACCCCGACGCCCGCUUCCUGGACUUCGUCAACGCUCCCAUCGGAAGAGGAAAGCCGGUCACCACAGGUGCCCUGAAGCCGCUCAUCGCGGUCCCGACGACCGCCGGCACCGGCAGCGAGACGACGGGCGUGGCCAUCUUUGACUACGAGCCUCUGAAGGCAAAAACGGGGAUCGCCAGCCGAGCCCUGCGCCCCACCCUGGGCGUGGUGGAUCCCCGGCACACGCUGAGCAUGCCCAGCAGGGUCGCCGCCAACAGCGGUUUUGACGUCCUCUGCCAUGCCCUGGAGUCGUACACCGCCCUGCCGUACCGGCGGCGCGCUCCCUGCCCCCCCGACCCCCUCAGCAGGCCGGCCUACCAGGGGAGCAACCCCAUCAGCGACGUGUGGGCGCGGCACGCCCUCGGGGUGGUCGCCAAAUACCUGAAGCGGGCGGUCCGCGACCCAGAAGACGUGGAAGCUCGAUCCGGCAUGCACCUGGCCAGCGUGUUCGCCGGCAUCGGCUUCGGCAACGCGGGCGUCCAUCUCUGCCACGGCAUGUCCUACCCCAUCGCGGGUAACGUCAAGACGCACAAGGCCGACGGCUACGACGUGGAGCACGCCCUGGUGCCUCACGGUCUGUCGGUGGUUCUGACGGCGCCGGCCGUCUUCGGCUUCACGGCGCCGGCGUGUCCGGAGCGCCACCUGGAGGCCGCCCGAAUCCUCGGCGCCGACGUCAGCCGCGCCAAGCGAGCGGACGCGGGCGCCGUGCUGGCCGACACGUUGCGGCGCUUCCUCUACGAGAUGCGGGUGGAGGACGGGCUCGCCGCCGUGGGAUACCGAGAGGAGGACGUGCCCGCGCUGGUCCGAGGGACCCUCCCGCAGGAGCGAGUGACAAAACUUUCUCCUCGCGAGCACAGCGAGGAAGACUUGACGCGUCUGUUCGAGGCCUCCAUGAAACUCUACUGACGUGGCCUCCUGUCCCGCGUCGUUGCUUCCUCGGCCACCGGAGGCGGCGGCGC
This is a messenger RNA of Syngnathoides biaculeatus (alligator pipefish), 1743 nucleotides long. RefSeq names its product alcohol dehydrogenase iron containing 1 (gene adhfe1). The transcript is spliced from 14 exons. Lineage: Eukaryota; Metazoa; Chordata; Actinopteri; Syngnathiformes; Syngnathidae. The coding region runs from base 347 to 1690 and encodes 447 amino acids. Gene Ontology annotation, cellular component: mitochondrion. The record is from RefSeq and is a predicted model, not a curated record. Gene Ontology annotation, molecular function: alcohol dehydrogenase (NAD+) activity; metal ion binding.